Messenger RNA from Zingiber officinale, 867 nucleotides. RefSeq lists its product as uncharacterized. The transcript has 2 exons. The coding region runs from base 7 to 426 and encodes 139 amino acids. Lineage: Eukaryota; Viridiplantae; Streptophyta; Magnoliopsida; Zingiberales; Zingiberaceae. The record is from RefSeq and is a predicted model, not a curated record.
UCCACCAUGGAUCUCGAUCGCGAUCGCCGCUUAGUCGUUCUGGCCUUGGUAAAAGCUGGCAGGGCCUACUUAGACGCCGCCUCGGCGGCCUACCAAGUUGAACGCCUCGGCUUUGGCCACCUCGUUGGCGACCCAGCUGCCGACGCAAUCUUGUCCUUCAAAGCUGCCGCCGCCUUGGCCUUCAAAGCUGCCGCCGCGUCCAGCACAGUUUUAAACGGCGCGGCCUACCCAGCUGCUGCCGUCCCCGUCGCCGCACCCGUCCCCGUCGCCGACCUCCCAGUCCCCAUCGCCGACCCCGUUGCAGACCUCGCCCCAGUCCCCAUCGCCGACCCCGUCGCCGACCUCAUCCCAGUCCCCAUCGCCGACCCCGUCAUCGUCCCCCGUCGUCCCCGUCGACAACCCUCCCGCCGAUGCCGCCGCCGCUGAUCCGUCGUCAUCCCUUUCAUCCCCAUCACUUGUUUUAGCUUUGAUAUGAAUGGACCCUUAGUAAUUAAAUACUAAAAUGAUGGCCAGUCAGUGGGAAGCACAAAGAUCAUGGAUAGGUCAUUAGAAGGAAGUGUGGCUUCUGAUGUAUCGGGAGAAGGUACAGAUGGAAUAAAUAGAUUAACAAAAAGAAUUAGUGCUUUUUUAGAAAAUGAAAUUUGCUUCGAUGGAGCAGUUAGAAAAUGAAAUUUGCUUCGAUGGAGCAGAGCAGAGGAAAUAGUCCAUGCUGUAGAUAGUUCCAAACAACAUGUAGUUGACAAAGAUACGACAAGAAGUACAAUUAGUUAAGUGUGUAAAUGAAUCAAGCUUCUUGUGAGCUAUUCGAAGUUUGAUUCGAUAAAAAUUCGUUUGAGCUCGUUUAAUUAGGCUCGUUAAGAUAAAUAA